Messenger RNA from Tuber melanosporum (Perigord truffle), 1737 nucleotides. RefSeq lists its product as uncharacterized. Lineage: Eukaryota; Fungi; Ascomycota; Pezizomycetes; Pezizales; Tuberaceae. The coding region runs from base 684 to 1004 and encodes 106 amino acids. The record is from RefSeq and is a predicted model, not a curated record. The transcript has 3 exons.
GACGUGGAACGACAUCUCUUGGCGUCCCCUUAGAUGGAGGAUUGAUAAGAUAUGAUCUUCUAAGAGCCUCACCCUUUUAGCUUGCGUCAUAUCGACUUCAACUUGAACUUAGAUAUGGCUAGACGUGCACAUCAGCAAUGAGAAUCUGCAGAAUAGACGAUCAAUCUGCGCCUCGCCUUUUAGACACUUCCGACGAAACUCGAACGCACUCUCUUAGAGUAGCGUUGGCCAUCAAACUGCGCACCACGCUUCCGCCCCUCCUCGCGAUCCAAAAUCUCCCUAGCUAUAGAACCUAAACGCAGUCUCUUAGACUUGCGUUCGUCAUCAAACUGCGCACCACGCUUCCGCUCCUCCUCGCGAUUCAAAAUCUCCUUCCAUAUCAAGUCGCCUUGAGUAGGAUCCCGUCUCAAUCCCGACGUCUUCUGUGUUUUCAGUCGGUUCAACGAUUUGACAGCGAGGGGGAUACGAUUUGCACGGGAUUCAAUGUCAUCUCCACCGGGGGAUGCCCAGCUAUGCACGCUGCCUUCACGUCCCACCGUUGCGUUCGAGACAUCUGAUAACGAGCCAGAAAAUAUUCCCCCUGAGAUAUGAGAGGCAUCUUCAUCUUCCAAUUCAGCUGCUACAUCAGGUGCUUCACCAGGCUGCCUGUCAUCAUCCUCAGAGUCUAGCUCCGGGGCCCGGACAUGCAUUUGGCCUACACGUCCUGCUGGGCCAAAGGCCCAAUGGUGGACAGAAUCUUGAAAGAGAUAUGGGUUCCUCCUCAGUGGUGGCGUGGCCCCCACCCUGGCUACCGUCCCCUCAGGCGAGAUGCGAUCAUAAUAGAUCAAGAGAUCGAGUGGGUCGUCGAGAACCGGGUUCGACAGGAGCCAGGCGCUUACGGUUUCAUUGUUUUCGAUGAAGACAUAUUCUGUCCAAGAUAUCGGCAACUGAGGAGACCGGCGCAGCUGCCGACGACCUUCACCAGUUGCGCUAAGAAUCUAACUCAGGAAACUUUAUUGCGUUGACAUGAGGGGGACGCUAGUGAAGCGACUGAUAGUGGGUCGGAUUAUUUGAGUUGCUAUUGCCAGUGGUAGGUCGGACCCAAACAAUAUGUACCGCACAUGGACGUCCAAGUAGGGCACUCCAAUCUAAAUCUCCAUAUUCAGUAAGUAAAAACUCAAAGCACAUGUAUUAUUCCGAAGGGGACGCACCAGUUGGCGUAGGGCGAUUCCCCCUGAGACCAAGCACGAUUUGAACUGGCGGUUGGGGAGCAGGUCCAUCUUGUCCUGGCGGUGGGGGAGCAGGUCCACCUUGAUCCGGCGGUGGGGGAGCGACUCCGACUUGCACUGGCCGUGGGGGAAUUGGUGGCGGAGCGACUCUGAAUUGUCCUGGCGGUGGGGGAGCAGGUCCACCUUGACCUUGCGGUGGGUGGGGUGACAACGACCUGCGCUGGCGGUUGGACGACUGCGACUUGUGCUGGCAGUGGGGGACCCCACUGAGCUGGGGCGUGAAUCCAACACUUCCGUUGGGAAUCAAGCGCACAGGGAAGUACUGAAUGGGAGACUGAGAGAUGAGUGUGAUGGAGGUGGCGUUGUGGAAUCACGUAGGUGAGGGAACAGCACCAGAACGUUAUGGAGAGGAGAUGUUUUUUGAAAUGAUCUAUCUCAGAAAGAAAGAACAGAAAACAAAAUAUAAGUAGCUCAUGGUAGCUCCUCACACCAAGGGCUAACCACAACAUAAAGUAUAAAAACAACAGUC